Daphnia magna is the source of this 3516-nucleotide messenger RNA. RefSeq lists its product as uncharacterized. The transcript has 12 exons. Lineage: Eukaryota; Metazoa; Arthropoda; Branchiopoda; Diplostraca; Daphniidae. The record is from RefSeq and is a predicted model, not a curated record. Gene Ontology annotation, cellular component: membrane. The coding region runs from base 1240 to 3309 and encodes 689 amino acids.
CCUUGAUAUGGGGUUAUCUAACACAUUUCAGUCUAUGACUGUGAUACCAUUGCUUCUCAUUUCUGACUUAAUCUCACGUAAACCGGGCCAUCCAAAUGUGCAGACCCUCAGACUUUCCAUUAAUUUCAUUCUAUUACUUGAGGAUAUUCGUAUUUGAAAGAUCCAGGAUUAUCUUGUUUUAAUCGUUGGAUGCGCUGUGCCACAACUUUGCACGGACUUCACAUAGCUUAUGCUAACGAACCAUAGGGACGUUGACUACUGUUGCUUCCAUUAAAGGAUUGCUGGGAGCAAUAACCUUUGGACUAGGCCAGGGAAUCGGCAGUGUAGGUGGAAGUUUACUUAUUGGAGUCUACGGUCAGCGAGUAGCCUUCCGUAUUAUGGCUAGCAUUUCCCUUGUCACCGGAUUUUUAUAUUUCGUUUUCAACUUUUUCGUUUCGUUCAACUCGUUCGUUUCAAGAACAAGGAACGAACAAAAUAAUGCCACUUUUCGCGGAAUGCAGCUUCUAUGUUAACUAUCCAUUUUCUCGACGACAAAAUUAACGAAAAAGGUAUUUCUUGUCUUGUAAAUUUAUGUGGCGAAUGCAAAAGAAAUGGUCAAACACGAAGUUAAACUGGUUUCUACGACAUCUGCAAUUUUGGGACACUUAACAGAGAUAUCGAUAGUUGGUUUUGUUCCAGGUUUGUUCUUCAAUGAUUAAGUGAGUGCGACAUAGCCCGUCUGCCGAAGACAACAUAAGUUGAAGAAUUUUCAAGUUCAUACGAAUCUCGCCAAGUUGCACGACGCUGAUUAGAAGGACUUUCUAACAUAUGGUAAACCAUUUAAACCGCACUGAAGGUGUCAGUGGAACAAGGCAAACUAUUUGGGCACAGUUUUAACAACCGAAAUGUCCCUUUCAUUGUUUAUAUCACCUCUCACCUCAAUUUAACUCCCACUUGCCUCGAGCACCUUUUUUGUUUAAGCCACAUCUAUGGCCUUGAUCCACUUACAAAACCCGUUGAGCUUUCAUCCUUCCAGUGGAAAUUAUCAACAAUUUCCCAAAACAAAAAUAGCGAAAUGACUAGCCUACAACUAUGCGGGAAACGUGAAUUAACUGGCGUCAUAGUAACCUCGUGAGUAGGACAGACUAGUCUGGAGAAUAAGGCUUAUCUUAUUUUUGGUGGAAGCUGUAGCAACAUCCACGCUGAAGAGCUCCGAGUCAGCAGCAACAUUUCACAAGAAUUGCAGAUAAUUAAACUACAAUGAGCGACGAAGCAAACAAUAAUGAGCACCAACCUAAAGUUUCAAGACGCUUGGAAAAGAGGAAAGGAUUAGAAUUGCUGAUUUACGAUUUGAAACAGCCAAAACUUAUCCCCAUCAAAUUGUUGACCUUUAUCAUCCUGUCAGGUGUAGGAGUGCUAUUACCAUUUACAACUAUUCACAUGAAGUCAUUGGGAAUGAGUUUUCAAGAAGUGGGUGCCAUUUAUGGUGUUUCUUCAGUCGCUGCAAUUCUAUCGCCGUUUCUCCUCGGAUUAAUCGCCGACAAACUCGGAAAUUUCAAGGUGAUGAUGAGCAUUGUACAUGCCUCUCUCGGCAUCGUGGGGCUACUCUUUUUAACUGUGCCACCAAGCAAAGUGUGGCAUCCUUAUCCGGAGAAUUUAACAUUUGCACUCGGUUGCACGGACACUAAUCCACUGCAUUUGAAUUCAGCUACCCUUGCAUUGGCCGACCUCGACUCGAAUCCUUGCCACGUUCAUUCAGAAAUGAUUCGUGAAAAGUUAAACAACAUGUCAGUUGCACUAGAAGAAUGCGGCUAUAUAUGCUACGACAACAAUCGCCCGUCUGACGUGAGCAAUGCGGAGCUGAACGAGCCCACCACAGAAACGGACCCUUCUUUGCCGAAGGUUGCGGUCAAGAAAGUUGUCCUACCCAAAAUGGAGUUUCGUGAUGCAGUUUUUUUCCCGAAUUAUUGGAGUCUAGAUGUGACUUGUUCUCCAACUCGUAACGGCGACCAUAUCUGUGAGUUAAAUCGUAAAAAUGGUAGCGAGCCAAUUCAAGUGAACGCGACGCUUGGAUUGGAUUUGACCAGCAGCUCGGUCAACACUAGCGGACGGUUCCCAGUCAAAUGGAUGACGAUGGAAGACGGAAUUUACAGCGGACAGAAAUUGAGCAAUUUUGAGUGCGGGUCGUAUGGUGAAGAUCAGAAAUUCCGUCAAACGGUGUACUUCAAAGACUCUAAUCAAGCGGAUAAUGAUCGUGCCAUCUAUCAGUUCUGCAGACCUCAGUGUGUAGUGCGGAUUCAUCGCUCUGAGCUUUGUUCUAACUUGGCCUUAGAAGAGGUUUUUAAUCCUCAGCUGACCUUCUGGCUGUACAUGUUGUUUCGCUUUAUCUUUGACGUGUUGCUGGGAGGGCUGGACCUUUUUGUUGGAGCUUCCGUGGCUCUAGUCAGCGAAUUGGGUGGAGAUUAUGGUUUCCAGAGGAUGUUUGGCUAUAUUGGCAUAGCCAUCUUUUCGCCGAUUUCUGGACGUUUGAUCGAUGAGUUUAGUCCAGAUUUAAAUGUCUUGGGAAAUACCAGACCUGCCUUUUAUCUUUUUGCUGGCCUCUUUGGAGUAGCAGCCAUCGGGAUGUUAACAGUCCAUUUGGAUUUUAAACUUCCAGCGAAAAGGCUACUAAAAGACGUCGGAUCUUUACUCAAAAACGUUGAAUUGGAUAUGUUACUUGUGGUCGCCUUUGUCUCCGGAAUCUGUAACGGUUAUGGAUUUUACUACUUGUUUUUAUUCUUGGAAGAAAUUGGGGGCACCAGCUCUUUGAUGGGGCUGUCUAAUACGUUCCAGUGUCUUUCCGUAAUUCCGUUGCUCGUCUUCUCUGACCGCAUUUUUCGCAAAUUAAGUCAUCCCAACGUUCAAGUCCUCUGCUUUGCAGUGAACGUCAUUCGUUUAAUCGGAUAUUCAUAUUUGCACGAUCCGCAAUUAUGCCUCUUUUUUGAAUCGUUGGAUGCAAUUUCUUGGAAUUUUGCGCGAACGUCACAUGUAGCCUAUGCCAACCAACUAGGAACAACAUCUACUGUGGCUUCUAUUCAAGGCUUAUUGGGCGGAAUCACCUUCGGUUUAGGAUUCGGAGUUGGGAGUUUUGGCGGAAGUUUACUCAUCGGAGCCUACGGGCUGCGAGUGACAUUUCGCAUUUUGGGUGCCAUCUCUUUCAUCACUGGAUUCCUCUACCUUCUCUUCAACAUCUUUUACUUGCGACGAAGGAAUAGUGAGACUGUCAAUAACAUGGGCGCUGAUGGAGUUGCUGUUGAACCAACUGUUACGUCUAAUGGUGAUCGUCACUAGAAGGUCGUUUGUGCCAUCAUGGUUGAGCAAGACAACGAGCAUCAUUAUUGAGUAUUCUUUGUGAUUUAAAGAUUUCGUAAUUUAUUAUUUGAUCGCUACAGUCGUUAACAUCUUUUGCACAAAAUUCCAUGUUAACUAACAAACAGUUGUCUAAAUGAGAGAUCCGUGUAUUUUCUUCCAGAGCGUCAAUACAUCAAACUACAAUUA